UUAUACGAAGAUGCUCAACGAAAGAUUUGAAAGAGUUUGUGCCAUUUCAACAUUCGUUUGUUCGCCAGCCAAAACAAUCGCAACAUACAAGAACUUGCUUUUGUCGGAGGUAAGACACAUGAGGAAACAAGCCAAGAUUGAAAAUAGGAAGCUGAUGCAGCACAAUUAUCGAACCUACGAUUACGAGACCUUUCCGAAUUAUAUGCUUGUAUCAUUGGACUCAUGUGUUCUACCAGGGGACAAGUUUGAGCUAUUUGUUUGCUCUAGCUACCUUAUCUUGAUAGGAAAGCUAGCCAAUCAUAGUCCGAUCGUGAUCACUCACGAGUUACCAGACAAUGCAUAUUUUGCAAAAGGCGUCUCGGCUACGGUGGUGAAAGAGAAGAUUGUGAUUCAAUUCAAGAAACAUGUUGAUGUGGUUGGAGUUGAUGAAGACGACGGGAAUCCGUUUAGGAUUCCCAUUAAAGGUUUUUAAUAUAUUUGGAAAUUGUGUGUACAAGCCCUAACUUGAUGUGUGUUUUAGUAAUCUGAAUUCUGCAUGUUCUCAA
Molecule: messenger RNA, 545 nt
Organism: Erigeron canadensis
Lineage: Eukaryota; Viridiplantae; Streptophyta; Magnoliopsida; Asterales; Asteraceae
Exons: 3
Coding region: 11-472 (153 amino acids)
Source: RefSeq, a predicted model, not a curated record